This is a messenger RNA of Gossypium arboreum, 1614 nucleotides long. RefSeq names its product vacuolar-processing enzyme-like. The record is from RefSeq and is a predicted model, not a curated record. Gene Ontology annotation, biological process: vacuolar protein processing. The transcript has 9 exons. The coding region runs from base 56 to 1474 and encodes 472 amino acids. Gene Ontology annotation, molecular function: cysteine-type endopeptidase activity. Lineage: Eukaryota; Viridiplantae; Streptophyta; Magnoliopsida; Malvales; Malvaceae.
GAAUGAAUGGAGCACCAAUGUGAACAAAGAAAAAUCAUUUCUUGAAGAGAGAAAAAUGAUGUGUUACUGCCGCUUGUUUGUUUUGCUUGCACUCUCAAGUUUUGUGGUCGAAAGUCGACAUCUCAAAGGAAAUUCAUACGAAUUAUCCAACUUCCAUCCUUCCGGCACCAAUGCCACCAUUGAACCCAAAAUAUGGGCAGUUUUAGUUGCUGGCUCCAAUGGUUUUGUAAAUUAUAGGCACCAGGCAGAUAUAUGCCAUGCAUAUCAAAUCUUGAAAAAUGGUGGACUAGAAGACGAAAAUAUUAUCGUUUUUAUGUAUGAUGAUAUUGCAUUCGACGUAGAAAAUUUGAGACCUGGUGUCAUUAUCAAUAAACCAGAUGGAGACAAUGUUUAUAAAGGAGUUCCCAAGGAUUACACAGGGGAAGAUGUAAAUGUGGACAAUUUACUUGCUGCAAUUCUUGGAAACAAAACUGGUGUUAGGGGUGGAAGUGGAAAAGUUGUGGAGAGCGGUCCAAAUGAUCAUAUUUUCAUAUAUUAUGCUGAUCAUGGCGGCGCUGGAAUACUUGGAAUGCCUUCUGGAGUAGACCUUACUGCCAAAGAUUUAAUGAAUACGUUGAAGAAAAAACAUGCAGCGAAAAGCUACAAAAGCAUGGUUAUCUAUGUUGAGGCAUGUGAAUCAGGCAGUAUUUUUGAAGGACUAUUGCCAAAAAAUAUGAAUAUAUAUGCAAUUACAGCAGCAAAUGCAAAUGAAAGUAGUUGGGGCACUUAUUGUCCCGGAGAAUUUCCAAGUCCCCCUUCUGAUUUGGACACUUGUUUGGGUGAUUUAUUCAGUAUUUCUUGGAUGGAAGACAGUGACAUUCAUGAUUUGCGGAAGGAAACUCUGGACCAGCAAUAUCAGUUGGUUAGGAGGAGGACAGCAGUUGAUGAUAUGGUUGGUGCUUCUCAUGUGAUGCAAUAUGGGAAUAAGACGAUUGCAAAGCAAUUUGUGUUCAAUUAUAUGGGUGCAAAUCCAAAGAAUGAUUAUUAUUCACCUUCUUCUUCUGAUGACUCCAGUUUAACAACUACUCCCAGUAUUGUUAGCCAGCAUGAUGCUACCCUCCUCCAUUUCUGGAAUAAGUUCCGUAACGCUCCGGAAGGCUCUCCCAAAAAGACUGAAGCUCACAAGCAAUUGAUGGAUGAACUUUCCCUAAGGAAACACAUUGAUGAAAGUGUAAAUCAGAUAAUAUCAGUCGUUUUUGGGCAAGAAAAAGUUCCAGAGAUGCUCAACACUGUUCAAUCUGCAGGGAAUCCUCUUGUUCAUGAUUGGGAUUGCUUCAAAAUGCUGGUUAAUAGUUUUAAAAGACUGUGUGGAAGCACAUCAAGGUAUGAAAUGAAAUACAGUAGAGCUUUUGCAAAUAUGUGCAAUGCUGGGGUUCAUAUCAACAAUGCUACUCAAGCAAUAACUCAAGCCUGCUCCACCAGUUCUCCUCCAUGAAUACCUAUAUAUAUAUAUAUACAUCUUCAAAAAUAAUUUUUAAUUAACUAUAAUAAAUUGAAUUUACAUUCAGCUCAUGAUGGAUGUUUGAUGUACUUCAAAUGGUUUUUAGUCCUUAAAUGAUCAAUGCUUGACAUAAA